This is a messenger RNA of Cherax quadricarinatus, 6535 nucleotides long. RefSeq lists its product as uncharacterized. Gene Ontology annotation, biological process: DNA catabolic process. The record is from RefSeq and is a predicted model, not a curated record. Gene Ontology annotation, molecular function: nucleic acid binding; 3'-5'-DNA exonuclease activity. Lineage: Eukaryota; Metazoa; Arthropoda; Malacostraca; Decapoda; Parastacidae. Gene Ontology annotation, cellular component: cytoplasm.
UAUUUCAGAUUGUCCGUAUCAUGUGUUCAUUGAAGAUUACGGGGACGAUUUCAGAUGAAUAUAAUAUGGAUAUGAAAUUGAUAAAAUGUAAAUAUUAAUAAUAAUAUGGCAAGAAAUAGAGAGAAAAGUGUAAUAUGGUCUAGUGGUUGAGCCAGACAAGACACGACGUGUAAACAAUAACACGCCGAGACACGCGUUGUUCGUCUCCUGGGAGACAUUUAUUUUUCUUCGGAGAUUUAUCGAGUUCUGAAAAUCCGUGAAUAAGAGAUGGUAAAAACCCACAUUACCACGAGUCCACAGCAAUGUUUACAGGCUUAAACCACCACACUGUGAUGCAUGCACAUAUAUAAAUAAUUUAAAAAACAUUGCAGGUUUUCCACAUCCAAGAUUUGCCAAAAGAAUUUUUUUACUAUACAUGUAUAUGUAUAUAUAAUUUAAUAUAUUUAUUAAUAAAACUUCAAUAAAAAAUGGAUGAACCUGCAGAAGAGAUCGAGAGAAAAAAAAUAAAAACUUUUGUGUUUAUAGAUAUUGAAGCUACUGGUUUACCUGGAGAUGAUCCCAGAAUUUUAGAACUUUGUAUGAUAGCUGUGUCCAGAGAGGACCUCCUUAGCAUGAACAGUCCCAAACAGUGUGACUCUGCUGACAGAAAGCAAAACAGUGUUGCACCACCAUUACCACGUGUGCUACACAAGUAUACCAGACUCUUUUAUCCCUGGAAGUUGAUCACACCUAAGCUUGAAAAAAUAACUGGGCUUAGUAAUGACCUGCUUCAUCGUUUGCCAAGCUUUAGUCAGAAUAGUGCAGAGGCAAUUAGUCUGUUUUUAGAGUUACCUAGGCCUCUAGCAAUUGUAGCACAUAAUGGUGACAGAUAUGACUUCCCUUUACUUAAAGCAGAAUUAAACAAUGUACAAUCUUCAUUAGAAAAAUUUUCAUAUUUGCAGUGUGUAGAUACAUUAAAAGCUAUCAAAGACAUUGAUGCUUUUCAAAGCCAGAUUGAAUUGCAAGAAAUAAUGGAAAUUACUGAAAUUGCUGCAUCAUUUUCAUUUGAAGAUAUGGAUGAAGACAUGGAAGAAGCUGCAAUUAAUGAGAGAGGUCAUCCUGUAGAAACAGCAGAAAAGAGGGUGAAUAAUGCAUCUCAUGCAGUUUGUUUGAAUGUGCCCACAUCUCAAGCCCAAGAAGUUAACCACCGCCCAUUAGAAGCCUCAGCAGAACUUCACAUGACACCAAUGAAAGACAUUUCAGCACAGAAAAACAUUCCUUCAACUCCAGUGAAGCUGGCAAAGCCAUUAUCACCUCCAGUUACCCCCAUGUCUACUAAUGCAGAUACUCCAGGUUUCAAUUCUCAGACCCUCAAACAAACUAACAAAGCUCGUCGGCAGUUGACAUAUGAAGGAAAUAGUAAGAGGAAGUGGGACGGAACAAAACCUUAUGCACAGAUAAACAUCUACAAAAGACUCUUUAAAUGUGAGUACCUAGCACACAGAGCAGAAUCAGACUGUCAGGCUAUGUUACAAAUUUGUGGAUAUUAUGGAAAUAAAUUUGUGAAUUGGGCUGACAUGUUUGCAGAAAAAUUUAAUGAUGUUAAGCCAAUGUGGUCAAGGAGACAGGCUUUUAAACUUUCUUGACUUCAAUCAAUAACAGAUUGUAAUUUUAAUAUAAUUUACUUUUUACAAUUUAUGUAUACAAAAACUCAUCAAUUUUAAUACAGCCUCUCCUCACUUAACGACAGGGUUCCAUUCCUAAGAGUAGGUCAGUAAAUGAAUUGGUUGUUAAACAAGAAACAUACUAUACUAGUACAUAGUGGGUUUGUGUCAACCAUCUCUAGAUAUUUUUUAAUGUUACCUUUGCACCAUCUAUAACAUUUCUAGUAUAGUGGUACCCCAAGUUUCAGUCAUAAUUCAUCCCAGAAGGCAGUUCGAGUGCCGUUACCAAACGAAUUUGUUCCCAUAAGGAGUAAUGUAAAUUAGAUUAGUCCAUUUCAGACCCCCAAAAAUACACUUACAAAAGUACAAAACUCGGGAUACCACUGUAUAUGUAUUUUUAAAUGUUUAAACGGUAGUGUACUGUAUACUGUAAUAAACAGAAUAGAGGAAAUCAGCUCUAAUAUACAUUACUUAGGUUUGCAUACUGGUUGGAGAGCUGAUUGUAAGUCUGAGCAGUCAGUAAACGAGUACGUCACUAAGUGAGAAGAGGCUAUAUUUAAUUGGACAUGGCAGAAUUACCCAUUUGUAAUGAUUUUAGACUUUUACUAUUAGAAAUUUUACUAAUGCAGUGUUGAUGGUUCCUUUAAUGUACAAAAAAGUUCAGUUAUAUGUAUAAUAUACUGUACAUAUGUGCUGAAUAUAACAACUUUAACUAGUUCACAAUUCAAACUAUUUAUACACAGUAGGGCCCCGCUUUAUGGCGCUUCGCUUUACGGUGUUCCACUAAUACGGACAUUUCAAAUUAUGACUAAAACUUGCUAUACAGCUCCCCCCACCUAACUCUCUAAUAUGGUCACCAUGUGCCACCCAGUUUGUUUACAUUCUCCAUUAGCACAUCUCUCCAUUAUAUCUGGAAACUUUCCAAAAUUUCAAGUGUUUUAAAGUUACAGUAGACCCCCCAGUUUUCAUAAUUAAUCCAUUCCAGAAAGUUGGCCGAAAUCCGAAAUGGCUGAAAACCAAAGUAAUAUUUCCCGUAAGAAUCACUGUAAAUCCAUUUACACCGUUUCAGACACUCAAAAAUAUUAACAAAAAAUACAUAUUAUAGAGAAUAACCAUAGUUUUACAUUCAGAAAACAAUGAGAAAUAAAUAUAAAUGACUAAUUUUAAUGAUAAAUGAAUGUUACAUACCUUUAUUGAAGACUCGUAUUGGUGAGUAGUAUUUAUUUGUAGUCUCAGGUGGACUACAUCCCAGUGUAUACCUACCGGCUACAUACACUGCGGCCUACAGCCAUAUUAUUACCAUCGACAUACUGUACCAUGUUCACCGAGUUUAAUCAUUUCUCACAAUUACCUUUAGAUGUUAUAAACAAAGGGAGAAAUAAUUAAUAAUUCAUGCCAAGAAUUGUAAACAAAUGCUUAUGUAUUAAGGGCGGUUAAUGGGCCAACGCAGAUUCAUACAGUUUUCUCUAACGCUGGACCAGAGAAAACGUAAUGUUUACCCUCCACCGCAUAUAAACAUUGCAUGUUUAUAUAUGUAACCCUUUUUCUUACAUAAUUUCGAAGAAAAUAUCAUAGAUGGAUUAAUAAAAAUGUCUAUAUUAACCUAAAAUAAGACAUUUAAUGUGCCCAAGAGUUAUUACUAUUAUGUAAUACUGUAUUAGUAUUACUAUGGCAUUAAGAUUAGAGGGACACUGAGUGAACAGGUAACAAAGGCAUGUUUAUACGACAUGUAACGUGUUUCAUACAUAAUUUUGAAGAAAACAUAGAUGGAUUAAUGAAAAUGUCUAUAUUAACCUAAAAUAAUGUGCCCAAGAGUGAGUCACGAAUGUAUGAGUAGCCUAGACGCACGCAUCUGGUACCAACGAUUUCUGAGGGAAUGUAUGAAACUUGGGGGGAAAUUUCGCCAAAAAAAGUGCUCGAAAUCCAAAUUGUACAAUUUCCGCACCAGCCGAAAACCGGGGGUCCACCAUAUUUCAUAUUUUAUAUGUACUCCUAGGUAGUAGGUUGGUAGACAGCAACCGCCCAGGGAGGUACUACUGUCCUGCCAAGUGAGUGUAAAACGGAAGCCUGUAAUUGUUUUACACGAUGGUAGGAUUGCUGGUGUCUUUUUUUUCCUGUCUCAUACACAUGCAAGAUUUCAGGUAUGUCUUGCUACUUCUACUUACACUUAAAUCACAAUACACAUACAUGUACAAGCAUAUAUAUACACACCUCUCUGGGUUUUCUUCUAUUUUCUUUCUAGUUCUUGUUCUUGUUUAUUUCCUCUUACCUCCAUGGGGAAGUGGAACAGAAUUCUUCCUCCGUAAGCCAUGCGUGUUGUAAGAGGCGACUAAAAUGCCAGGAGCAAGGGGCUAGUAACCCCUUCUCCUGUAUAUAUUACUAAAUGUAAAAGGAGAAACUUUUGUUUUUCCUUUUGGGCCACCCCGCCUCGGUGGGAUACAGCCGGUGUGUUGAAAGAAAGAUAUAUACUCUAAUAAUUAUACUUGUCACCCUGCCUCGGUAGGAGACGGCCGACUUGUUGGAAAAAAAAAAAAAUUAUACUUGUGUGUACCUGUACCUAAAUAAACUUCACACACUACUGGCAUGCAGGUACACCUUAACCCUUUCAGGGUCCAGACCCCCAAUCUGAAACUUGUCUACAGGGUCCAAGAAGUUAAAAAAAAAAAAAUUAUUUUAUGAAAUGGUAGAGAAUGCUUUUCUGAAGGUAAUAAAACAAAAAGUAUGAAAUUUGAUGGAAAAUUUACAGAAUUAUGCUUGCAAAUUUUGUUGCAUCAGCAAUUUUGCCCACUUUGACUCCCAUUUUAGGCCAAUUACAUUAUUCCAGUCAACCAAAUUCUUAGCUAUUUCACUAGUAUUACUUCUAUUUCAUCGAUUGAGCACAAGAAAUCGCCCAGUCAACUGUUUCAACUACCCAAUAAAGUGAUAAGAAAUUGGUAAUUUGGCUAAUUUCACACAAAGUUCAAAAUAUUCCAAUUCCAAAAUAAAGUUCAGAAUAAACAAUGUAGGCAUUCCUGGCACCAAAAUAACAUUUCUUCUGUUUAUUAGUUACAUUUCCAGGCUUUAUAAAUGAAUUCCAUUUUGAUUUUUUAUUCACAUGAAUUUUUAUUCACACCAAAAAACAGAAGAUUUACUGUUAUGAAAUAUUAUAAUAAUUGUAUAAAUAAUAUCAGCGCAUUCGUGAAUGCACAUUAGACCCACCAGCUGAUGUAUGUUGGACGCGUGACAUCAUUCGUUUACUCUUGAACAUUGGCAAAAAUCGAACAUUUCCACUACUUUGAGCUCAGUUUCAAGUCAUUUUUUCAGUACUGAAACCAAUCAGAAUAAUCUCUAUUUCUGUAAUAUAUCUUCCAUUCUAUCACAUGAGACCAAGAAACCAUGAAUACAACUGUAAACAUGAAAAAAAUGCAGUUGCUAUUUUAAUCCAAAAAACAUAGUUUUUUUUUUUGUUGCUCACAGUUUAUUUGCAUACUCUGCAUCUCUGUCCUCUCUCAUUUACUUGUUCGCUCUCUCUUUUAUUCAUUUUAUCUUGUUUGCUCACCUCUCACCCUACAUUAAGACUACAGAUUUUUAAGGUAAGUAAUGAGUAUACUGUACAUGCAUUUUAUUCCUCUGUGGUGCUUUAAAUGUACAUUACGUGUGGGUGGACUGGCCAUACCUACCACACCUGACCUCUUACAAUACUGUAAAUACUACUCACCUCUCACCUUAUAUUAAGGCUAUAAAUAUUUUAAGGUAAAUAAUAAGUGUACUGUAUAGGCAUUCUAUCGCUCUAGGGCGCUUUAAAUGUAUAUUACAUGGGGGUGGGGUGGCCAUACCUACCACACCUGACCUCUUACAAUAAAUACUACUCAUCUAUCACUCUACAUUAAGACUACGAAUAUUUUAAGGUAAGUAAGUGUACCGUGUAUGUAUUUUACUUUUUGUUGUUUUAUAAUGCUAGUUCUAUUGCUAACUUAAUAUAUGUUAGUGUAAACUUGUUAUCUGGCAUUUAUAUCAUUUAUAAGUGGAAAAAAUGGCAUUUUGCUUUCCGGCAGUAGCCUGGAGCCUAGCCUGCCAUAUAAGUGGGGCCCUACUGUACUGUAUCAUAAGAUUAUGUUUUAAAACCUGUAAUAGAGCGACUCUUUUACAGUAGUGUUAUAUAUAAAAGAUGUAGAAGUGAUUGUAUUUUAAUGCUUAGCAUUUGCUUUCCUGCUUGACAUGCAUGGGAUUGUGAUCUAGUUCUGUCAGGUACUCAAAGUACAGUAGAAAUAAAUUAAUAAUUUUUGAAGCAAAUUCUAUUUGCCACAAAUUAAUUUGCAAUUAUAGAAAAUUCUUCUGGCUAAUAAAUGGCCAUUUCUUCAAACUUAUGACUUGCCCUUUGUUAAUAUUAACGAAUGGAAAGCAGAAGCAACAGCAGAUCCUUGAAAACUAUAAAGAUCAAUUAAAAAUUAAUUCCUGAAGACAGUUUAUAGUAAGCUUGCUUUUUUUAUGCUCUGAAAAUUUUUAUUCUGUGCUAUCAGUUUGUAUUUAUGCUGUUGUAGUAUUUUCAUGUUAUACUGUAUAUUCUGAAUUAAGUUUAAUUUUAAGGUUAUUAUGCAGUCUGUAAUGUGAUUUUUUUUUUUCACAAAUUUUAUAAAAAAUUAAAACUGAUGAAAUAAAAUACUUUAUAUAUUUUGUGUAUUUAAUAAAUAUUCCUCACAAAUUGUACAUAACUUAAGCUCUAAAACUGUUCAAAAUCUUUAAGUUAACUUUAAACGUUAUCCAUGUGAUAGUAUUAAUUUGUCAAGUAAAAUCGCCUUAGUCAUGUAAUGACCUGCUAAAUAGUAAGAAUUAAAAGUGUAUCUGACUCUCUUCCAAUACAAUAGCUUUGGAACAUUUAUAAUGCUGAGAACAAAGUAAAGAUAAUUAUUAAA